ACACAAUCACAUGCGCGUAAACCCGACAGUUACUUCCGCCUUGAGGAGGCAUGAUGUCAUAUGUCAGAAGUAUGGGUUUAACAACGGUGUUAAGUGUACAGAGUAUGAGAUGUCAAAUAUUUAGAUCGGUGCGUGUCAGCAAUUCACACAUCUUUAACACGAGAGAAGCUAACACAUGCGCAGUGCUUUCACAGAGCAACACACUGUUUAGGAGAUGUUGGACAGCACCACGUGUGUCUCUUAUAAGCAUACGGACACUGUCCACACUACCUCCUUCACCCUCAUCUGGACAGAACAAAUCCAGCGACAAAAAGACUGGCCCAGUGACUUGGAAAUCUCUUGCUAUCACAUUUGCGUUGGGAGGAGGUUUACUUUUGGGGAUGAAGUACUUAAAGAGAGAAAAAGAAGAAAGGAUUGAGAGGGAAAGAACUAAGUCAAUAGGAAGACCAGCACUAGGGGGUCCAUUCUCACUAGUGGACCACAACAAUAAACCCGCAAAGAGUGAAGAUUUCCUCGGCAAGUGGGUUCUGAUCUAUUUCGGAUUCACACACUGUCCAGAUAUUUGUCCUGAUGAGCUGGAGAAAAUGAUUGAGGUCGUAGAUGAGAUUGACAGAAUUAAGACGCUUCCAGAUUUAUUACCAAUUCUCAUCACAAUUGAUCCGGACAGAGACACAACAGAGGCGAUGUCAGCUUACGUCAAAGAGUUUUCUCCAAAUCUGAUCGGCUUGACAGGCACAACUGCUCAAAUCGAACAAGUGUCCAGAGCCUACAGAGUGUACUACAGCCAGGGCCCUAAAGAUGAAGACAGCGACUACAUAGUUGAUCACACCAUCAUUAUGUAUCUGGUGGGACCUGAUGGUCAAUUCUUGGAGUAUUUUGGACAGAACAAAAAAUCUUCAGAGAUCUCAGCAUCCAUUGCGUCCCACAUGAGGAAGUACAAAUAGUGAAAAUGAUGUGCUGUGAUGCUCUGAGGUGUAGAGAGGUCAAAGGCCACACUCUUCACAAGAUGUCUCGGACUGAAGGAAGUGCUUUCUUUCUUCUGUGAAAUGUGUUGUUUAUUUAAAGCUUAACUCCGAUUUAAUAAGUCACUUCCAGUUUAACACAGUAACUUGACCAUUGCUUUUUAUUUCUGUAAACAGUAUUGGUUUUCAAAUGACUCAACUUGAAUAAAUUACAAUGUUUUGUUUGUCA
This is a messenger RNA of Triplophysa rosa, 1191 nucleotides long. RefSeq names its product protein SCO1 homolog, mitochondrial (gene sco1). The transcript has 7 exons. Lineage: Eukaryota; Metazoa; Chordata; Actinopteri; Cypriniformes; Nemacheilidae. Gene Ontology annotation, biological process: intracellular copper ion homeostasis; mitochondrial respiratory chain complex IV assembly. Gene Ontology annotation, cellular component: mitochondrial inner membrane. The record is from RefSeq and is a predicted model, not a curated record. The coding region runs from base 51 to 944 and encodes 297 amino acids. Gene Ontology annotation, molecular function: copper ion binding; copper chaperone activity.